CGGAAUAUCGCGCGUGCGCACCGCGUACAAACGGCUCUGGAGCAUUGGCAGCAGGUAGGAGUGAGGUUCCGUGGAGAUGCGUCGGUACCGGCGUCCGCGCCGCGACUGAGGGACAAUUGUUGCCAGCUUCGGACAUACCGUGCACCGCAAACCCGUGAUAUUCCCGGUCCUUUCCCUCUCUCAGCCCCACGAUCCGCACCCGGACUCCGGGGAGCUUUCAGCUGAUGAGCGAAGUUGCUGGCGCCAUUUUUAUUUUUGCAGCGCAUCGCCGGGACUGUGGCGGAUAGAUUGGUCUCUCGUUCGUGGGGGUUUCUGGGUAAAGAGGCAGCCAUGGAUGACAUUUCCACCGCUUUCCGGCCAGGCUGUAGUUUACAAGCACAAACGGAUGGAGCUCUUAGUCACUGCCGAGCUCCAGCUCUCUAAAUCCAGGUUAGAAACAGCAAAGAAUUUGUGCACGGCAAUCUCACACAAAACAACAGAUAUUUCCUUUAUAACACCGAUAUAUCUGUUGUUGAUCCUUGGAGAUGAGGAUGUAAACGUGCUUUGACACUGAAGUGAAGUUUUCUAUGGUAACUCAGUAAAAUCCACAAGAACUGGGUGCUGAGAGCACACCAGCAGAGAUCAGGUCUUCAACUGCAUCAAUUGUGCAAGGGAUUCACUACGUGUGGCAUAUGACUUAAUGAAUUGCUAGAGAAUUGAUCACAAGAAGAUAUCAUUCUCCUUUUCUCAGUGUUGGGAGUGAUUCUCACUCAGCCGACCCACAGAUACACCAGUGAAUUCACAAUGGGGAAUGGCCUUUCACCAGCUCUGCGCUCGGGAGGGAUCUAAUCAGUCAUUCGGCCUGAAGAUACAUCAGCAUGUUCACACCAUCCUGAGAUGGUUCACCUGUCUCUGGUAAACGAUUCAUUCUGUCGUCUAAGCUGAAGGUACAUCAGAAUAUUCACAGCAUUGAUCUGCAGGCCAUUCUCCUGCUUCAUCUGUGGGAAAGGUUCGCUCAGUCAUCUGAACUGCUGACACACGAGUGAGUUCAAACUUGGAAGAAGCUCUGUGUGUGUGUAUAUAUACUCUGAAUAUGUGAAGUGAUUCCCUCAGUCAUUCCAUCUUCAGACACACCAGCCAGUUCAUAUCAUGGAGAUGCAGUUCUCCUGCUCCGAAUGUGGGAAGGGAUUCACUCAGCCAUCUCAACUGAAAGUACACCAGCGAGUUCACACUGGGGAGAGACCGUUCAACUGCUCAGACUGUGGGAAGGGAUUCAGUCGAUCUUCUCACUUACUGGCACACCAGUCAGUUCACACUGGGGAGAGGCCGUUCACCUGCUCUGAAUGUGGGAAGGGUUUCAGUCGAUCAUCUCACCUACUGGCACACCAGUCAGUUCACACUGGAGAGAGGCCAUUCAUCUGCUGUGAGUGUGGGAAAGGAUUCACUCAGUUAUCCCACUUGAAGACACACCAGCGAGUUCACACUGGGGAAACACCUUUCACCUGUUCUGAAUGUGGGAAGGGAUUUACUCGGUCAUAUCACUUACAGACACACCAGCGAGUGCAUACAGGAGAGAAGCCGUUCAUCUGUUCCGUGUGUGGGAAGGGAUUCAGUCACUCAUCCCACCUACAGACACACCAGUCAGUUCACACCGGGGUGAGGCCAUUCAUCUGCUCAGACUGUGGGAAGGGAUUUCCUCGGUCAUUUCAACUGAAGGUACACCAGCGAGUUCACACUGGGGAGAGGCCAUUCACCUGCUCAGACUGUGGGAAGGGAUUCUCUCGGUCAUCUCAUCUACUGGCACACCAGUCAAUUCACACUGGGGAGAAACUGUUCACAUGCUUGGACUGUGGGAAGGGAUUCAGUCAGUCAUCUCAACUGAAGCUACAUCAGCGAGUUCACACUGGGGAGCGGCCAUUCACCUGCUCCGAAUGUGGGAAGGGAUUCACUCAGUCAUCCCACCUUGUGGCUCACUAUCGAGUUCACACUGGGGAGAGGCCGUUCACCUGCUCCAAAUGUGGGAAGGGAUUCACUCAGUCAUCCACCCUUGAGGUGCACUACCGAGUUCACACUGGUGAAAGGCCGUUCACCUGCUCUGAAUGUGGUAAAGGAUUCACUCAGUCAUCUACCCUUGUUGCACACUACCGACUUCACACUGGGGAGAGGCCGUUCACCUGCUCCGAAUGUGGGAAGAGAUUCACUCAGUCAUGCAACCUUGUGGCGCACUACCGGGUUCACACUGGGGAAAAAGUUUAACUCAGCUGUGUGCUGGAUAUGUUCACCUUUAACGGGACUACAGUUUAAUCUGGAUCUGAGACACAUACAGCAGUUCUAUUUCAAACUCUUGAGGUACCUAGUGGAUUUACAACACAGCCAGUUUAGAGUAGGGAGUCACCUCAGCCCAGCUGAUCUCUGCCAGUGUUUCUGUUCCAUGACAGUCAUUUUAAAUCCAUCCCUGCUGUAAACCUCUUGUUCUCCCUGUGGUGAUGGGUUCCAAACAGUCACCACUGGGUGAAGGAGUUUCCCUUGAAAUUCCUGCAAAAUUUCCUACUGACGGAAGAAGACAAGCUGACUGCAGUUGUGUCUGAUGUGUUCUUCAUCUCUCAAAGCUGGGCUGUGGGAGAAUGACAUUGGUAGUUAACCUCAUUUCCUGCUCAUUUCAACAUUAUGGGUUAUUUUCACUGCUUCUAAGCUGGCUUGUCAGAAUACACCACUGUCAUGCAAAGUCUGGAAGAAUGCAGAACCACAUGGUCGAUGUUCAGCAGAGCAGCAUCAGAAACCAGAGGCAGGUCAGCUCUGAGCAGGGUUUGGGGCUGUGGACAGUGGAAGAGGUAGAAGCAUGUAAUGAGGAGCUGGGGGGGGGGGGGGGGCGGGGAAGUGUGACAUUGAAUGAUUGAGUAGCAACAUUUGCAAGCUGAGUGACAGAAAAAAUUAGGUUGACUUUGACUGCUGAACCACACACAAUUCCUGUUGACAUUGAGUAUAUUGCUUGAGAGCUUGCUGUGUUAAACUGGCUACUAAGUGCUCUUCAUAUUGAUCGAGUUGGUGCCAUUUGGUAGAGAGGAGGUAAUACUUGUAAGCGCUUCCAAUGCCACCAUUCUUACUUACCCAGAAACCUCUGAGUUUCAGAAUAAGCUAUCACUGUGAAUUGAGCACACAGGUGCCGAGAGUCUGUUGGAUCCAACUAUUUAAUUUUAAUCACCUUUCCAGCUCUUCGCUUCAUCCCACCCCCUCCGGUCUUCUAUCAUUUUGCAUUUCCCCCUCCCCCCACUACUUUCAAAUCUCUUACUAUCUUUCCUUUCGGUUAGUCCUGACGAAGGGUCUUGGCCCAAAACGUCGACAGCGCUUCUCCCUAUAGAUGCUGCCUGGCCUGCUGUGUUCCACCAGCAUUUUGUGUGUGUUAUUUAAUUUUAAUAGUCAUUUUCUUUGCAGUUUAACAAUUAAUUAUCUGCUUAUAUUUUAAGUAGCCUUUAUAUGCAUAACAGUUUAAUAUGCCUCUCCUGGCGACAUGAAGUAUAAUUCUGAAGCUUCUUUGUACUUUAUUGAGUAAGUGUUUUCUCGUUGGAUAAUUUUUACUGCAGUAUUAACUAAAUGACUUCUAACUGGUUUAUUAUUAUCUAUAGAUUUGAAUGGAAUUUUUCUUACCUCUGGGUGUAAAAGUACAGUAGCUAUUUUAUUCUAGAUGCCAUUUUUAGUUUCUCUCUGUUUUCCAAGUGCUAGACCACUGUCACUGUUCUGUUCUUGUUUUAUCAAUUUUGAAUAAAACAAUUGUGAAGCAAUUGA
Molecule: messenger RNA, 3762 nt
Organism: Hypanus sabinus (Atlantic stingray)
Lineage: Eukaryota; Metazoa; Chordata; Chondrichthyes; Myliobatiformes; Dasyatidae
Product: zinc finger protein 229-like
Exons: 2
Coding region: 1129-2235 (368 amino acids)
Biological process (GO): central nervous system development; regulation of transcription by RNA polymerase II
Cellular component (GO): nucleus
Molecular function (GO): DNA-binding transcription factor activity, RNA polymerase II-specific; RNA polymerase II cis-regulatory region sequence-specific DNA binding
Source: RefSeq, a predicted model, not a curated record